AUGGCUAUACCGGACCUGUUGAUUCCAAUAUUCCUGUUUCCUCUGAGCCUGGUAGAGAUGCAAGUUGACAAUUGGCUUAUUAGUGAAAUCCUUUAUCAGACCUUAUGCAAGACAGGCUUUUUUCUUUUAACCGUUUCUGCGACAGUGUCGAUUCAGAGCCUGAUUCUAAUAAGAGUGGAUCGAUUUGGAGCUGUUGUGAAGCCAAUCCGCGGCUCCCCACUUAUCAGUAGAAGGUUGUGUCUUUUCUUCAUCGUCGUCACGUGGAUCGUCGCAGUAGCCGCAAACUUGCCUCACUUUUUUGCUUUCAAACGUGUUGAACACCCAGGGGGAAUGGUAAUGUGCGCGAUACAAAAAUCAUCGGCGAGUUACUACCUCCUAGCAUAUUUCAUUGCAUUUUUUUACAUCCCCUUUGUUUUGUUGAUCAUACUUUACGCUAUCAUCCUGAUCAAGCUUAAGCAACACGCCCAUCCUGGUGAACAGUCAGCCAUUGCUAAGGAAAUGCGGUCAAGACGAAACCGAAAAGUGCUUAAGAUGGCCAUUGUUGUCGUGUUUGUCUUUUUUCUUUGCUGGAUCCCCUACAUCACUAACCGGACAAUAUUACAUUUUGCACCGAACAGUUCCAUUUGGUUCUCUUGUAAUUUUUUGCUAUACGAUGUCUUUACCUCCUUCAUGGCUGCCGCAAACUGCGCCGUCAACCCGAUUAUUUGCCUCAUUUUCAGCAGUAAUUAUCGCCAAGGUCUUUUAAGAUUAAGCACAAAAAGUAACACAAAAAGUAACAAGUCUUUUAAAAAAGACUUGUUACUUUUUGUGCUUAAUUUCCGUGAAGUGCUUCUUAUAUGGGUAAAUAGAGUGAAUUCGUAUAACCCGUUUCUUAUAUGCUAA
Molecule: messenger RNA, 882 nt
Organism: Porites lobata
Lineage: Eukaryota; Metazoa; Cnidaria; Anthozoa; Scleractinia; Poritidae
Source: the annotation of a GenBank genome assembly